UUUUUUAUUAUCUUAUACAACACUGUGUCUAUAGGGGGCGCUCUGAGGGUUUAUAAUGAAUCAUCAGCAGGAAAAGAAACAACCUGCAAACCAAACACUGCGUCUGCGGUUCACUCUGUCAUUUAAAGGUGAAUUGUGUGUAAUCUCUGCAGGAAUGGAGCACAGUUGUGUCCUUGUGCAAGUCCUGAUCUUCCUCAUGAUGACUUUUCCUCAGGCAUCUGCAGCCACACACUCUCUGCAGUACAGCUACACUGCACUCACACCAGGAAUACAUUUCCCAGAGUUCACUGCUGUUGGUCUGGUGGAUGGAGAACAGUUUGUGUCCUAUGACAGUAACAUGAGGAAGAUGAUCCCAAAGACAGAGUGGAUACAGAAUAUCAGCACUGAUAGUCCAGAUUACUGGAACAGAGAGACACAGGACAUACAGAGUAAUCAGGAGAAAGUCCAUCAGCUCCUGGUUACAGUAAUGAAAGACUUUAAUCACACUGAAGGAUUUCACACACUCCAGAGGAUGUACAGCUGUGAGCUCCAUGAUGACGGCACUGUCAGAGGAUUCGAUCAGUUCGGUUAUGAUGGCGAAGAUUUCAUCAGUCUGGAUCUGAAAACUGGAACCUGGACUGCAGCUAAACCACAAGCUGAGAUCAUCAGGAACCAGUUUAAUAAUGAUACUGGUUUUACUGUGGACCAGAAAAACUACCUGGAGAACGAGUGUAUCAGCUGGUUAAAGAAGUUUGUGUCUUAUGGCAGAGAGACUCUUGAGAGGAAAGUUCGUCCUGAGGCAUCAGUGUUCCAGGACGACUAUUUUUCACCAGAGGUGGUGUGUCACGCUACAGGUUUCUUUCCCAAAGCAGUGAUGAUCUCCUGGAGGAAGGACGGAGAGGACGUGCAUGAGGACGUGGAGCUCAGAGAGACAUUACCCAACCAGGAUGGAAGCUUCCAGAAGAGAAGCAUUCUGAAAGUCCCAGCUGAGGAGCUAGACGAACACAACUACACCUGUGUGAUUCAGCACAGCAGCUUGGAGAAGGACAUAAUCGUGAACAUAAUCGAGCGUGAAUACGUGUUUUAUUGUGGGUAUGGACCUGAAGAAUAUGAGGAAGUUUUGGGUGGAUUAUCACGUGGAUUGAAGAUUGCUAUCAUUAUUGGUGUAGUUGUGGUUCUAGUUGCCAGUGUUGCAGGAUUUCUCAUCUGGAAGAAGAGGAAGAUGUCUGACUUGUUCAAACACGUUCCGCUCAGCUCCAACGCCUGAGACGUGUCCUACAAAUAGAUGAGGAACUCUUACACACAUGUUUCUGCACGAAGUUCCCUUUCUGAUUAAAACAAAAUGUACUUUUGAAAUGCUGAACACUGAAUAAAUGCAUGUAUCUUUUAUUAUUUUUUGUGAAUUGUAAUUUUUAACUGUAGCCACUUAUAAAAUGUAAUCACUUGC
Messenger RNA from Tachysurus fulvidraco (yellow catfish), 1426 nucleotides. Its product is annotated as H-2 class I histocompatibility antigen, Q9 alpha chain-like. Gene Ontology annotation, cellular component: external side of plasma membrane. The record is from RefSeq and is a predicted model, not a curated record. Bases 56 to 1246 code for a protein of 396 amino acids. The transcript has 8 exons. Lineage: Eukaryota; Metazoa; Chordata; Actinopteri; Siluriformes; Bagridae. Gene Ontology annotation, biological process: immune response.